AGGGACGUUUUAAUUUCAACUGAUUUUAAGAGAAUCUUUGCAUAAAUUGUCUAAGGAUGGCUAACAGUAAAGCUGUGGUACCUGUAAACAAUUCUCAAUGGAGCCCAUCAUUCGUGGAGGAUCUUCUCCCUGCUGCACAGAAGACGGCACUGCUGUACCAUCUCUCUUAUCUGUGCCUGGCCAACUUCCCCAACCUGGAGAGGAUCAUCAGGGCUCGGGCUGUGGAAACCCAGCUUCUGUUUGGCUCCUCUGAUGCAACCAUGCUGAAGUGCAUUUUGACCAGUGAAAACCUGGUUCAGUCGCUGUUUCCCAUGCUGAGGAAAGCUGUGGAGAAAAAUAAGCCGAUUUUGGCUGUCAAAUACCUAGCAAAAGCACGAGAAUGGAUCAAGGACAUUAUCAAAGAUGUGGACAGGAUCGUGGAAAAGUAUGAUUUACACAACAAAGAUGUUGCAACAUCCACCAGUGAUGUUAUCAAGGAAAAAACAGAUACAGAGCAAAAGAUGACAGAAAAAAGUGAGGAGUUGAAGCAGUUUGAAGAACGUCUGAAUAAUUUGAAAGCUAAACACAAACAAGCCAGCAAGGAGCUUGCUGAAACCGAGCAAAAAAUAAAUGCGAAAAGUCACGAGAUACAAGAAUUUGCACAAUCCAUAACCAAAACCAGUACAGGCCUCGGCAUCUUCGCUGCGCUUGUUCCAUUCAUUGGGCCGCUUGUAAAAAGCAUUCAUGAUGCUGUAAAAGAUCCUGAAAACGCAGCAACAAUGAAGGCUCUUGAAGCUGAACUGAACAUCUUAAUCGCUGACAAGACUGCUCUGAAACAAAAGGAGUGGGAGCUCGAACUCCAAAUCAUUGACUGGCAGAUGCAGGUCUCCAAAACCAGUUUUGAGCAAAGUUCCAUACCCGACCCAAUCCAUCUAAUUGAGGUUCAGAGUAGCUUGUCAAAAAUUCAGGCAAUUCUCAUUCAGUUGAAAAACUUCUGGGAGAAUGUUGCUCAAAUGCUGGACUACUUGGAACAAAAGACCUUUGUUGGAGAAGAGCUUAUUGAGGACCUUUCUGAACUGAAAGAUGAAUUUCUAGAGUCCAUUGAAGCAGCUGCAGAGGCUUGGGGCUCCUUUGGUGAGGGCUGUAAAAAAGCAUCUGUCAUCUUUAAACUUAACACCAAAGAUGCUUACAAGUUUCUAGAGGUCAGUCCUUCCUCUCUUUCCAAAGAGGAAUGGGCUAAAGAGUAUGAAAGUGUAAAGGAACUACUUGAGGAAUUAAGCCCACCAAAACAAGUGACAGAUCCUGAAACGCCUGCCAUUGAAAACUGAUCUACACGGGUACAUCAUCCUAUUUAUCUUCUGUCUCAUGAUACAGAUCACGGGAUGAUGAUGAUGAUGAUGUAAAUGU
Misgurnus anguillicaudatus (oriental weatherfish) is the source of this 1386-nucleotide messenger RNA. RefSeq lists its product as uncharacterized. NCBI's taxonomy places the organism in Eukaryota, Metazoa, Chordata, Actinopteri, Cypriniformes, Cobitidae. The record is from RefSeq and is a predicted model, not a curated record.